Phymastichus coffea is the source of this 705-nucleotide messenger RNA. RefSeq lists its product as uncharacterized. Bases 1 to 705 code for a protein of 234 amino acids. The record is from RefSeq and is a predicted model, not a curated record. NCBI's taxonomy places the organism in Eukaryota, Metazoa, Arthropoda, Insecta, Hymenoptera, Eulophidae. Gene Ontology annotation, molecular function: transmembrane monodehydroascorbate reductase activity. The transcript has 2 exons.
AUGCAGACCGACGAACAGCACACGCAUAACAACAACAAGAUCAGCGGUUGCAUCGACUCGUCGACAGAAUUUAACUGCUGGCGGACGUUGUUCACUCUAGUCAAUGCUAUCAAUCACGUGCUGGUGUUACUGACGACUGGCUAUCUGGUAUAUUUGGCUCGCGACUUGAGCAUCAGCACCAAUCUUCACGUUGUACUGUGUACUAUCGGGUACGUGUUGCUGAUGUCCGAGGCAAUAGUGGCACUAACCGGUGAGAAUUUGUGGUCUCGAAAGCUAAGUCGUCGUUUCAACAGCCACGUGCAUUGGGUUCUACAGGCAAUUGGCGCAGCUUGCAGUAUAACAGGUGUCUAUGUGUUGUGGAGAGGUAGUUUUCGUUCAAUUCACGCACUUGUGGGAAUAGCAUCUGUAGGCGCAAUAAUUGGUAUUUUUAUUACCGGUUUACCUGCAAUUUUCGCGACACGACUUAGAAAAGUCAUACGACCAGUUAUAGGCAAAUUUAUACAUAACUUUUUAGGAAUCUUGUGUUUUGUUGGAGGUAUGUACGCGCAAAUUGAAGGUUAUAAGAAAGGUUGGCUGAGGAAAAAAGUCAGUAACGACGUCAUACAGGUGAUGAUUGUUACAACCUUUAUGAUUAUAGUUUUUUCUCUUAUGGGUUCUCUUAGAUCGCUGUGGGAACAAUUUAAGGGUUUAUUCAAUUGUCGGUAG